UUAAUUUUCUCAAAACAAACAGAGGUACCCCUCCCAAAAGAACAAAAAAGAAAAAAAAAAAAAAAACAGUCUCCUUUGGAAAAGGGGCUUUGCAAGAUUCAAUGCAAAAACGUCAUCGAAAUCCAAUCAAACAAUAAACGACGAAAAGGGUGAUCGAAUCAGAGGUAAGAAGAGAUGUCGUGUUCUUCAUCAUCAGGGUCGGAGAAAGAUGACGAGGGAAUCGACUCUUACAGGAAAGGAGGAUAUCAUGCCGUCAGGAUCGGCGAUCCCUUUGCUGCUGGGCGUUACAUCGCACAGAGGAAGCUGGGAUGGGGUCAGUUCUCCACUGUAUGGCUCGCUUACGAUACUCAAUCCUCUAAAUAUGUUGCUCUAAAGAUUCAGAAAAGUGCACAACAAUUUGCUCAAGCUGCUCUUCAUGAGAUUGAAAUUCUUUCAUCUAUUGCCGAAUGUGAACACUCAAAUUCCAAGUGUGUGGUGCGCCUGAUUGAUCACUUUAAGCACACUGGCCCCAACGGGCAACAUAUUUGCAUGGUCCUUGAAUUUCUUGGUGAUAGCUUACUUCGAUUAAUCAGGUUUAACCGUUACAAAGGGAUUGAAUUGAAUAAAGUUAGAGAGAUAUGCAAAUGCAUUUUGGUAGGUCUGGAUUACUUGCAUAGGGAACUUGGUAUAGUCCACACUGACCUAAAACCUGAAAAUAUUCUUCUCUUUUCCACCAUUGAUCCUGCCAAGGAUCCGGUUAGAUCUGGUCUUACUCCAAUUCUUGAAAGGCCUGAGGGAGGCACCCUAAAUGGUGGAUCUACCAUGAACAUCAUUGAGAAAAAAUUGAAAAGGAGGGCAAGAAGAGCAGUUGCGAAUAUAUCUGUUAGAAGAGCUUCAAUGGGAGGAGAAGCACCAAAAUCUGCAAGAUGUCUAGAUGGGAUUGAUGUGAGGUGCAAGGUUGUGGACUUUGGAAAUGCUUGUUGGGCUGACAAACAAUUUGCAGAAGAAAUUCAAACGAGGCAGUAUAGAGCUCCUGAGGUCAUACUUCGUUCUGGGUAUUCCUUUUCCGUUGAUAUGUGGUCAUUUGCUUGUACUGCCUUUGAGCUCGCUACUGGUGACAUGAUGUUUGCCCCUAAAAGUGGACAAGGAUUUAGUGAUGAUGAGGAUCACCUUGCUCUUAUGAUGGAACUUCUUGGAAAGAUGCCUCGAAAGAUUGCCAUUGGAGGAGCCCGAUCAAAGGAUUUUUUUGACAGGCAUGGGGAUCUGAAGAGGAUUCGGAGGCUGAAGUUCUGGCCACUUGAUCGAUUGUUGGUGGAUAAAUACAAAUUCUCCGAGAGUGAUGCUCAUGAAUUUGCUGAGUUUCUUUGUCCUAUUCUCGAUUUUUCACCAGAGAAGCGACCAACUGCCCAGCAGUGUCUGCAGCACCCAUGGCUCAGUCUCAGCAGCUCAGAUCAGAAUGAGAUGCAUGGUCAGCCUAACGUGGAUGUUGGAAUGAGCAACCUUCAGAUCUAAGGUGGGCAAGUGAAGAAGGGAUUAAAGAUUGCGGCACAGCCGCACCAUUUUCUUGCCCCUCCCUCCACCUGUACAAGUAUUCAUUAUGUUGGUUAUUUUUCUUUUUUUUUUAUAAUUGGUUUGUGACAUUUUAAAUAAGAUUUAUUUUUUGAUUAAUGAUUAACGAAAUGUAAAGUAAUAACUAUUGUGAGGAAAUGACAUGGGCAAAAGGAGUUCAACUGCGAUGACAGAAGCAGGCGUUACUUGUCUUAUAUAGGGAAUCUCUUCAAAUUUUUUUCAGUUAAUGCUUACAAAUCAUGACUGAUAGUAACACCAUAAUCAAGUAACGGUGAUCCUGCUAUUCUGCAGGGAAGUUUGAUUAGCUUUGAAUCACGUGCAAUAGUUGAAUCCUUUUUCUACCAUUUUAUGUUGUCAUCAUGCCGUUUAGAAAGAUAUAUCUGGCAGUGGCUGAAUGCUUUGUGUUUUUGGCUAAGUGGUGAUUCUUGUACUAGUCAAAUAUUACUUGCUACGUACUAGUCAAAUAUUACUUGCUACCUAAUACAAAUCAAGAGACUGAAAUAAAAGUAUCGGCCUCAGCCAUUGGCUAGAUAUAGGUGCCAAGAGCUAUAAGAAUACUGGGCUGCUGGCUGCCUACUGUCGCCUAUUAAACUUGUGAGUUGUGAGUGCUUUUCAACAUCUCUUUUGCAGAGCUCCUGUUCCUCCAUUGGUUUAGCUGUCACUGGCGUUGUAUUUGAAAUCAAGGUACAAAUAAAAUAUUUCGAUUACUGAAUAGAUUGGAGGCUGCCACUAUCAAUUUGUACGACAGUUGGACUAAUGUAUGCUGAUGAGGGCUGCGGCUGCAACUAACUUCGGGGAAUUCAAGCGAGGUAUCAUCACAUUCAUAUUCCUCUGGACGGCUGCCAAGCUCCUUGGAGCAUUGGGCCUGGUUUUUAAAACUUGAUGCUCUCGCUUCUGUAAUAAAGGUUUUUGUUUUAGGAUGCAUUAUGCUUCGUUUAGGCUGCGAUUAUCCUC
Durio zibethinus is the source of this 2502-nucleotide messenger RNA. Its product is annotated as Protein kinase superfamily protein. Gene Ontology annotation, molecular function: protein serine/threonine kinase activity; ATP binding. Gene Ontology annotation, biological process: peptidyl-serine phosphorylation; regulation of mRNA processing; spliceosomal complex assembly. NCBI's taxonomy places the organism in Eukaryota, Viridiplantae, Streptophyta, Magnoliopsida, Malvales, Malvaceae. The record is from RefSeq and is a predicted model, not a curated record.